Molecule: messenger RNA, 3569 nt
Organism: Chaetomium strumarium
Lineage: Eukaryota; Fungi; Ascomycota; Sordariomycetes; Sordariales; Chaetomiaceae
Exons: 3
Coding region: 136-3126 (996 amino acids)
Biological process (GO): intracellular calcium ion homeostasis; calcium ion transmembrane transport
Cellular component (GO): membrane
Molecular function (GO): ATP binding; ATP hydrolysis activity; P-type calcium transporter activity
Source: RefSeq, a predicted model, not a curated record
AUAGACUCUCUCGUUUCCUUAAAUUGGAAAUCUACGGAGGAAUUACAGGGUACCAGUUUCGUUUUCCUUUCUGAAAGCCCGCACUUCAUUUAAGACUCGCCCCGCUGGCAGCCAGGGGCGUGCUCGCUCGCAAACAUGGAGAACGCCUUCGCGAAAUCGAUCGACGAGGUGCUUAACACCCUGACGGUGAACCCGGCGACCGGUCUGAGCGACGAGCAAGUCUCGAGGUUACAAGCCAAAUACGGCAAGAAUGCAAUCGCCGAGGAACCGCCCACGCCUCUCUGGGAGCUGAUCCUUGAGCAGUUCAAAGAUCAGCUCGUCCUCAUCCUUCUCGGAUCGGCCGCAAUCUCGUUCGUCCUGGCGCUUUUUGAAGAGGAGGGCGGAUGGAGCGCAUUCGUCGACCCGAUUGUCAUUCUUACCAUUCUUAUCCUCAAUGCCGUUGUUGGUGUCUCGCAGGAGAGCAGCGCCGAGAAGGCGAUCGCUGCGCUGCAGGAAUACUCGGCCAACGAGGCCAACGUGGUCCGCAAUGGGCAGAUCCACCGGAUCAAGGCCGAGGAGCUUGUGCCAGGUGAUAUCGUGGACAUCUCGGUUGGCGCCCGGAUCCCCGCGGACUGCCGGCUCGUUUCGAUCGAAAGCAACAGCUUCGCCGUCGACCAGGCCAUCCUUACCGGGGAAAGCGAGAGCGUGGGAAAGGACUGCCGUGCUGUCGUCAACGAUGAGAAGGCAGUGCUCCAGGACCAGGUCAACAUGUUGUUCUCGGGGACCACUGUCGUGACUGGCCGCGCCAAGGCGGUGGUCGUUCUGACCGGCUCAAAGACGGCCAUUGGCGACAUCCACGAGAGCAUCACGGCCCAGAUCUCCGAGCCAACCCCCCUGAAGCAGAAGCUCAACGACUUUGGCGACCAACUCGCCAAGGUGAUCACGGUCAUUUGCGUCCUGGUAUGGCUCAUCAACAUCCCUCACUUCAGCGACCCCAGCCACGGAAGUCUCGCGAAGGGCGCCAUCUAUUAUCUCAAGAUUGCUGUGUCGCUUGGCGUCGCAGCGAUUCCCGAAGGUCUCGCCGUCGUCAUUACCACCUGCCUCGCUCUGGGAACGCGCAAGAUGGCCGCCAAGAACGCGGUGGUGCGGAGCUUGCCCUCGGUUGAAACUCUCGGAAGCUGCAGCGUCAUCUGCUCCGACAAGACGGGCACCUUGACCACGAACCAGAUGAGCGUCAGCAAGAUUGUGUAUCUGAACAACGACGGAACCGACCUGGAGGAGCUCGACGUUGAGGGUACGACCUUCGAACCCAGAGGCGACAUCAAGUUCCAGGGCAAGCUGGUUUCGGAUCUUAACCAAGAAUCCAUGACGGUGCGCCAGAUGACUGAAGUUGCCGCGCUUUGCAAUGACGCCCGGCUUGAUUACCACACCCAGUCGGCAACCUACACCAAUGUGGGCGAACCGACCGAGGGUGCCCUGAGGGUUAUGGUGGAAAAGAUCGGCCCCUGUGCUCCUAUGGACUGCGACCCCAAGGACCGCGUGCACUAUGCCAGCUCUUGGUACGAGAAGCAGUACAGCCGUCUUGCCACCUACGAGUUCUCCCGCGACCGGAAGAGUAUGUCGGUUCUUGUUCAGAACGGGGCGCAGCAGAAGCUCUUCGUGAAGGGCGCCCCCGAGUCCGUCAUCGAACGAUGCACCCACGCUCUCUUGGGGCGCAAUGGCAAGAAGGUGCCUAUGGAUCGCAAGCUCACUGACCUUCUCAUGAAGGAGGUGGUUGAGUACGGCAACCAGGGUCUCCGUGUCAUCGCGCUGGCCAGCCGUGACCAGGUCAACGAUGAUCCCCUUCUCCACAAAGCCAAAUCGACCGCCGAGUAUGCCGCCUUGGAGCAGAAUCUCACCCUCCUUGGUCUUGUCGGUAUGUUGGACCCUCCUCGGCCGGAGGUUCCUGCUGCUAUCCAGAAGUGCAAGGAUGCCGGUAUCCGCGUCAUCGUCGUCACCGGUGACAACCGCAACACGGCAGAGACCAUCUGUCGCCAGAUUGGCGUGUUUGGUCCCUAUGAGGAUCUGACCGGCAAGAGCUUCACCGGCCGCGAGUUCGACAACCUCAGCCCCAGCGAGCAACUGGAGGCGGCCAAGAACGCAUCGCUCUUCUCUCGUGUCGAACCUACACACAAGUCCAAGCUCGUGGACCUGCUCCAGUCGCUCGGCGAAGUCGUUGCCAUGACCGGCGACGGCGUCAACGACGCGCCCGCUCUGAAGAAGGCUGAUAUCGGAGUGGCUAUGGGCUCGGGCACGGAUGUGUCGAAGCUCGCAGCCGACAUGGUCCUGGCGGAUGACAAUUUCGCUACCAUUGGUGUCGCCAUCGAGGAGGGCCGCUCUAUCUACAACAACACCCAGCAGUUCAUCCGCUAUCUGAUCUCGUCGAACAUCGGAGAGGUUGUCUCCAUCUUCUUGACGGCGGCUUUGGGCAUGCCUGAGGCCCUCAUUCCUGUGCAGCUCCUCUGGGUCAACCUGGUCACGGACGGUCUCCCGGCUACCGCCCUGUCGUUCAACCCGCCCGACCACGAUAUCAUGAAGCGGCAGCCGAGAAAACGUGAUGAGGCCUUGAUUGGUGGUUGGCUAUUCUUCCGCUACCUGAUCAUCGGAACCUAUGUCGGUCUUGCCACGGUCGCUGGCUACGCCUGGUGGUUCAUGUUCUACUCGGGCGGCCCCCAGAUCAGCUUCUACCAGCUGUCGCACUUCCACCGUUGCUCCGCCGAGUUUCCAGAGAUCGGUUGCGAGAUGUUCAGCAACGAGAUGGCCAGGGCCGGCUCGACUGUCUCCCUCUCAAUCCUGGUCGUCAUCGAGAUGUUCAACGCCAUGAACGCCCUCUCGUCGAGCGAGUCCCUGCUGACGCUCCCGCUGUGGGAGAACAUGAUGCUCGUGUAUGCCAUUGGUCUCUCCAUGGCACUGCACUUUGCGUUGCUGUACACUCCAUUCCUGCAGACGCUGUUCUCCAUCCUGCCGCUCAACUGGGCCGAAUGGAAGGCUGUGCUCGUUAUUAGCGCGCCAGUAAUCUUCAUUGAUGAGGGUCUGAAGUUUGUAGAGCGGACUCUUUUCGUCCAGAGUGCAGUUCGCAGGUUGCCCAGGGCGAAGAAGGAGCAAUAGAGCAAGAAGGGGCCGCGUACAUAAAUCCGUAGACUUGUACAGUAGAUAACAAAACGUGGCCACACGGCGAUAGAUUUGUGGACAACUUCAUGGCUCAAACGGCGGUGCCUCGGAAAUCACGGUCGUUAUGCGGUGUCCCUUGAUGUAGUCAUAUCGUUGGCUUUGAAUGCCAUGUUGUUACAACGUUCCUUCCAGCCCAGCCCAUCCAUCGCAAGACUGCAGCCUCCCACUGGCCUCCCAAAACGCCUCUAAUCCUGCCGCCCCUUCAGCAACCUCUUGGUCACCUUAUCCUUCUCGAUGAUGUAGACGUGGGCGCCCCAGCCGGAGAGCGCAUCGCGAUCGACAGCGUUGAGGAGCGCUUGCGAAAUAGUCUCAAAGAGCGCAUCUGGACCCUGUGCAGCGGCAUCCAUCAGUAAAACCCAUCCCCAACCAUAGUAGACAAU